GUCGCGCUCGGUGGUUGAGGUAGAGUCGAAUCAGCUGGGUUUGCGCGCGCGCGCAAUCGGUGAUCAGCUGCUGCUGGGCCGAGCAGAGCACGCGUGAGUGAUACGAAAAAAAGUGGUGCUCCUCAUCGUCUUUGUCAUUGUGCGCGGUUGUUACUCAUCGUUGUCGUCAUCAUGUUCUCACUUCAGAGAAGUAUCCUGUCAUGCGGCAGAAGUAGCGGCUGUGCGGUCGCUCGAGCAGCCGUGGCAGCAAGUCCCAAGGACCAGCAGCAUCAGCAACAACGCAGAGAUAUUCACGAGGUGCAGGGCGACGUCAUACCCAUUAACAUGGUCAAGGGUAUUGGUCACCUGCGCGAUCCACGUCUCAACAAGGGAUUGGCGUUCACGUUGGAAGAACGAAUAGCUCUGGGUAUCCACGGCUUGCAGCCGCCAAGAUUCAAGACCCAGGAGGAGCAACUUGCGCUGUGCAAAGCCUCGGUAAUGAAGUACACCGAGGACCUCAACCGUUAUCUCUACCUCGUCGAGCUGCAGGAGAGGAACGAGCGCUUAUUCUUCCGUUUGCUCAAAGAGAACAUCGAGCAAAUGAUGCCUAUCGUGUACACGCCGACGGUCGGUCUUGCCUGCCAAAAGUUCGGCGUUAUUUACCGCCGACCGCGUGGACUCUUUAUUACCAUUUACGACAAGGGCCACGUUUACGAAAUUCUCAACAAUUGGCCAGAGCAGGCGGUACGCGCGAUCUGCGUAACCGACGGCGAGCGGAUCCUGGGUUUGGGUGAUUUGGGCGCCUGUGGCAUGGGUAUACCGGUAGGUAAACUUGCAUUGUACACUGCAUUGGCUGGCAUCAAGCCACAUCAGUGUUUACCAAUCACCAUCGAUGUGGGCACCAACAACGAGCAGCUACGUAACGAUCCACACUACAUUGGCUUAAACAAACCUCGCACUUUCGGACCUGAAUACGAUGAAUUGCUCGAUGAAUUCAUGGCCGCUUGCGUGCAAAAAUACGGCCAGAACGUACUUAUACAGUUCGAAGACUUCGGCAAUCACAAUGCCUUCCGCUUCCUUGAUAAGUAUAGAAACAAGUAUUGCACGUUCAACGACGACAUACAGGGUACUGCUGCCGUAGCUGUUGCCGGGGUUCUUGCCUCGCAGAGGCUUACGCAAAAACCCAUGAGGAACAAUAAGUUUGUCUUCCUUGGUGCUGGCGAGGCUGCUAUCGGAAUCGCGGACCUGUGCGUAAAGGCAAUGGUAGCCGACGGUCUGCCGGAAGAUGAGGCGCGCGAUAACAUUUGGAUGCUGGACAUCGACGGUCUGCUGACCACAACCCGUACUAAAGGCGAUUUGGAUGGCCACAAGAUUUACUACGCCAAAAAUCAUGAACCUAUUGAGGGCCUCAUCAAUGUCGUUAAAAAGGUCAAGCCGUCGAUUCUCAUAGGUGCCUCGGCCGCAGCCAACACAUUUACCCCGGAGGUUUUGCAAGAGAUGGCUAAAAAUAAUGAGAGGCCUUUGAUCUUUGCACUGAGUAAUCCGACCAGUAAAGCCGAGUGUACAGCACAAGCGGCUUACGAGCACACAGAGGGUAGGUGUAUAUUCUCAUCGGGCUCGCCAUUCGGCGAAGUUCAAUACAAUGGCAAGACUUUCAAACCGGGUCAAGGCAACAACGCCUACAUCUUCCCAGGAAUUGCGUUGGGCGUGAUUGCAACUGGUUGCCAUCACAUCACCGAGGAUAUGUUUUUGCUCGCUGCUCAAGAAGUUGCGAAUAACGUAUCGAACGAGGAUCUGCAGAGGGGAAGUGUGUACCCACCCCUUAGUACUAUUCAAGAGUGCUCUAUUGACAUCGCUUGUAAAAUUGCUGACUAUGCUUAUCGACAUGGUAACUUGGCUAGCGAAUAUCCAGAACCAAAGGAUAAGCGAGAAUUCAUCACCGGUAAAAUGUACGACUGCAAUUACGACAGUCCACUUCCAAAUAUGUAUUCGUGGCCAACGGAAUUCUGUCAUCCGCGCAUAUUACCCGAAAACUUGUAACGCGCUGAUGAUAUGCUCACAAGAGAGGCAAGAAGCAAAUAACACAUUGUUUAAAAAAAACGCUCUCACACAAACAUCUAUGUGUACACAAAGGUAUUUUUGUCCAUAUCGCACGCAGUCAUAGCGAACAACUUUAUUUGAUUUUCUUAACAGUUUGUCAGGGCAAAGUUAUCGUAAUAGACGUCAUCGUAUUUGCGCGCACAGUUCGCUAAAACCGUGAAAUUGUCAAUGUAAUUUUUUCUGUCGUGUUUCAAAAGCUUUAAUUUCGAAAGCUUUCCAAAUCAUACAUUCUAUUCAGAUGCUCAGUGCAUUAUAUUCAGACAAUUUUCUCCUCUUAAAUAUAGAAAAAGAAAUGUUUAUUUACGAAUAAAAUUGAAGCGCGAUGUACAAGAUCUCAUUUUCAUUAGAAAUUUACGUAUUCAUUUGUUUCUUAUUUAUUAUGAUCAAACUAUCGUUAAGAAUGAAUUAACAUUUUGAUAAAAGUAAUUUUUAUUUAUAUGUAAGAAUAAUACAAUAAAGUAUUAAUGAUAGUGAUCGUUUCAACUUUUAUAACUAUUGAUAAUAAUAGUUUACCAACAGUUCGACUUAAUAUAAAAUAUGAUUGAGAUCACAAUUUAUUAUAACAAAACUAUGUUUUGUAUUUUCAAAGUGUUCAAAUGGAAUUCAGCUAGACAAAUCUACUAAGUAAUAAAAUAACAGUUUUAAAAGUAUUUUAAAAAAGUAUUCAGUGUAGCUUUGUAAUUACUAGAAAAUAAAAAUAUCUAAGAAGAUUUACAUCGUAGUAUACAUGUUUAAAAAUCUUAAGUAACAUCCGACACCUCAUUAUAUCUUGUCGCGCUUCAAUUAUAUCAUUUGAUGUGUAUACCAAUGGCUUUAAUACUGCUUUAGCGAAACAUAUAUUACAAGCAACAAAAUGAUGAUAUACAUAAAGUACUUCAUUUUCUAUAAAUCUGUUGACAGACUGCGAGAUUAUCGCACGAAAGUCAUUGAUUGUGAUUUUUUGAAAGAAAAAUAACAUUAUUUAUAAAACAUUUUGAAUAUUGGAAACAAGCAAAACAGUAUUUUUUGUAUGUAUAUAUAAUAAAGCUGCAACUAGAUUACAGCAUUGCAAAUUUUAUGUAUUAAAUUUCACUACUGACAGUAAUAAAAAAGCGGAGACUUGUGUUAACACGUGGUUCCUACGAUAUGUGAAAAUAUAGCAAAUUAUUAUAUAGGUAGCUAAUUGUGAACUGUGUACAUUUAUGUUUAAUCAUACUGCUAUAUGUUUCAAAGCAUGUAAAAAUGGAGAUAUAUGUUGGAUAAUUUUUUAAAGCGAUUUUCAAAUACUGUAAUGUGCGCAACAACGUUUGAAAAUGAAAAUUCUAUUCUUUGUAACUGUUCAAUUGUGAAUCUUUUCAUUGUUGCAUUGCGUCCUUCAAUGAAUGGAUGUCAAAAUUAUUAUAAAAUGGCAAAGAAUAAAUU
Phymastichus coffea is the source of this 3480-nucleotide messenger RNA. Its product is annotated as NADP-dependent malic enzyme-like. NCBI's taxonomy places the organism in Eukaryota, Metazoa, Arthropoda, Insecta, Hymenoptera, Eulophidae. Gene Ontology annotation, molecular function: NAD binding; malate dehydrogenase (decarboxylating) (NADP+) activity; malate dehydrogenase (decarboxylating) (NAD+) activity. Gene Ontology annotation, biological process: pyruvate metabolic process; malate metabolic process. Gene Ontology annotation, cellular component: mitochondrion. Bases 172 to 2019 code for a protein of 615 amino acids. The record is from RefSeq and is a predicted model, not a curated record. The transcript has 10 exons.